UCUCCCAGUCCUCCGAUGUAGGUGGGAAGAGAAGGAGCACCCAACACUAACUAACACCAAACACCAAAAGCCAAACGAACCCAGUCUGACGGCCCUCAGUUAAGGGCUGAUGUAAUUAUUCAUUUAACAUGUGAGACUGUUUGACACGUCUUAUCCACACUAUAUUUAUAAUAAUUUAUAUAUACAUCUGUAUCUCCCCCCGGUCCCCUGCCCCUUUUGAGUUUUAUUUAACCAGCGGUCCAGCAUCCAUUGAACCACAUGAAAGCGGCCACCAUGAGGCGCUAUCUGCCUAAUAUCACUAACUUCCGUCUGGGGUUCACAACUUUCAAUUGCUUCUUGGUCGAUUCUGAAGUUGGAUCCUAUCGAGGUACACAUGAUCACAUGAGCAAAAUGAUGUAUGCAACUUCCUGUGUUAGCCUUUCGGAACAUCCUCAGAAUGAUAAAGAGAAAGAGAAAGAAAAUCCUGUUUCUGAUAUGUUAAUUGAUUCAUUUGGAAGGAUGCACACUUACUUGAGAGUAUCCUUGACAGAGCGUUGCAAUUUACGUUGUCAGUAUUGUAUGCCAUCCGAGGGCGUGGACCUCACUUCUAGCCCUCAAUUACUGUCACUCAGUGAAAUUCUUCGCUUGGCUAAUCUUUUUGUAACUUCUGGUGUCAAUAAAAUUCGUUUAACUGGUGGGGAGCCUACUGUUAGGAAAGAUAUUGAACAAGUAUGCUAUCAUCUGUCUAACUUGAAAGGUCUUAAGACACUUUCCAUGACUACUAAUGGACUCACCCUUGCUAGAAAACUUCCUAAGCUAAAAGAGUGUGGCCUUACUCAUUUAAAUAUUAGCUUAGACACAUUAGUCCCUGCAAAAUUCGAAUUUUUGACCAGGCGCAAAGGCCAUCAAAGGGUUCUUGAGUCCAUUAAUACUGCUAUAGACGUGGGCUACAAUCCCGUCAAAGUGAAUUGUGUAGUGAUGCGUGGGUUUAAUGAUGAUGAGAUGUGUGAUUUCGUAGAGCUGACACGCGAUAAACCAAUUAACGUUCGUUUCAUUGAGUUCAUGCCUUUUGAUGGAAAUGUUUGGAAUGUCAAGAAGCUUGUAUCAUACUCGGAGAUGUUGGAUACAGUGGUAAAAAAGUUUCCUGGACUUAAGAGAAUACAAGAUCACCCAACGGAAACAGCCAAGAAUUUCAAGAUUGAUGGGCAUUGUGGUACUGUCUCUUUCAUCACAUCCAUGACUGAGCAUUUUUGUGCUGGUUGCAAUAGAUUGCGACUUUUGGCUGAUGGGAACUUCAAAGUAUGCCUCUUUGGUCCUUCAGAGGUUAGCUUAAGGGAUCCCCUCCGACAGAAUGCGACUGAUGAUGAGCUCAGGGAAAUAAUUGGGGCAGCGGUCAAAAGGAAGAAAGCUUCACAUUCUGGGAUGUUUGAUAUUGCAAAGACAGCCAAUAGACCUAUGAUACAUAUCGGUGGCUAAGGCUCGGUAUGCCCUUCCCAAGAACCCCUUAUAGCUGUUUGUUCUCAUUUCUGUCGUAAUAAAAACAUUUUGGGAGGUUUGAUAAGAGAAGCUUAUGCAAGGAUGGUUUCCACAUGAUAACAUUAUGAUACAGUGGCCUUAAUAGAAUCGUUUAAGGGGAUCUUCUCCACAAAUUUCACUUCCUAGAAUCCUCAAUGGAAUACCAUGCCCGGUUUACUCUUGGGUCUCCUCCUUCUCCACCUAAGAACUAGUCAUAAACAGAUCUAAUGCUGUUUGGGUUGUUGAUUGAUGCACAUGCCUGAAUGAGUUGUCUUCUUUAGUUUCCACUGAAACACUCCCUUAUAAAAUUUGGAAACAUAUUCAUUGGAGCAAGGUAUGACAUGCUUUUGAUAUAGUUUACAUAUGAAUUUAUCAACUCACUAGAUCACUACAUGGCUGCGGUUGUAGCAGAUUUUGUUGUGCUACUUGGACACGACAGAGAAUUAUCUGGUUUUGAUGCUGCUGAUGCCUCCCAAUAUCAUUAGUUGGAGGGGAUUCUGCGAAACAUCCACUUUUAUUGAGCAUCAUUAUGAUAGACGAUGGUUGGAUGGAAAAUAAGACAAACACUUAUUUCCAGAUUCUCCAUCAAUUUACUGUGUUUUCAGUGAGACUUGUUAGUGGUUUUGACUUUGACAAAAUUAAGUACAGGGGUAUAAAUUCCUCAACAGGAACAUGCUGAUUCUCAGAUUAACAUUGAGCCAUGCCAUGUAAAGAUAAAAGCUGUAUUUUUACAUCAAUGGAAGGAUAGGUGUUGCUUUUGGUCAUGACAAUUGAUCUCUGAUGGGACGAUAACAGAAAAGAGUUUUUCUGAUGUACUGUGGUUCUAGAGAUAGGUCUCUUUCAGUUUGUGUUACAUAGUUAUGUGUAAGUUGAAGAGGAAAAAGGUUAAAGUAAGAGUUCUUGUUGCAUAUUUUUUUACUCUUUCUUAGGGACUUUCAUGUGACUUGAGUUUAAGAGUUAGAAGUUCAUUGCUCAAGUCACAGCGUCCGCACUCCAUCCAAAGGGAUUGUUCAUUAAAGUUUGUAGUUUUCAUCAACUGAUGACCAGACACUUGUUGAAGAACUUUGGUACUAAAACUGCAUAUUUGGCUUGCUUUUUGAGUCUUUAUAUGACACCUGUCUUUCAAUCUGUUUUCAGCAUGUAUUCAAAAGCAUAUACAAAUGUGAUCUUGUGAUCGCAGAUCUUGUAAUUUAUUUCCUUUAAUAACGUCUGAAAUUAAAUAUGUGACAGUUAAAUCUUUCAUGGAAUGAAAUUUGUGUGGACGGUGUUUAAAAAUUGAUUUAUCCUUUCAGGUUGCACGGAGUUCAAUUUUUGAUACGGAACAGGGAUUGAGCUGUUUGUUUUCUCAUUUAAAUAUCCUCUGCAUAAAGGAUGUUAAAUAUGAGCUUCUCAUUCUGUUACAAGCCCUGGGUGCUAUAUGUAGAUGCAAGUAGCUUGUGAAGGGGACAAGAUGGUUGACCAGAGAGGAAUCUUUAAUGUCUUUCUUUCAUAUGUGUGGAUGUUGUAUUACAAGUGAGAAUGUAACUAAUGUUCGUGGAUUUACAGUCGAAAAGAGUUUAUAAAUAUUUUCGAGUGAGGAACUAUGAAGUUUUGAUAAUUGAUAGUUCAUGGUGUGUUUUAUUUUAA
This is a messenger RNA of Pistacia vera, 3120 nucleotides long. Its product is annotated as GTP 3',8-cyclase, mitochondrial-like. The record is from RefSeq and is a predicted model, not a curated record. Gene Ontology annotation, biological process: Mo-molybdopterin cofactor biosynthetic process. Lineage: Eukaryota; Viridiplantae; Streptophyta; Magnoliopsida; Sapindales; Anacardiaceae. Bases 259 to 1455 code for a protein of 398 amino acids. Gene Ontology annotation, molecular function: cyclic pyranopterin monophosphate synthase activity; GTP 3',8'-cyclase activity; metal ion binding. The transcript is spliced from 8 exons.